UGCCUGAGCGAGGCUGGUACGGUGUGUGGCUGGGUCCUCUGCACGGCUUGGAGUCUGAACCAGCAGGACAUAAAUUUCCCUUUAUGAAGGUGUUCCCUCCUCUCCUCUCAUCCCAAGGUGAGGAGUACAAUCCUUAUCACAGCAGAUGGACAGUCAGCACUGAGCUAUGGCCACCAAAGAUUAUCCAUCAUUGUGGGGCUUCGGGACAACAAAAACAUUUAAAAUUCCUGUUGAACAUUUGGAUUUCAAGUAUAUUGAAAAAUGUUCAGAUGUUAAACACUUGGAAAAAAUUCUUUGUGUGCUCAGGUCUGGUGAGGAAGGAUACUAUCCUGAACUUACAGAAUUUUGUGAAAAGCACCUUUCAGGCUUAGCUCCUGGAAGUAGAGCUUUGAGGAAAGAUAAACCUGCUGCAACAGCAUCCAGUUUUACAGCAGAAGAAUGGGAAAAAAUUGAUGGUGACAUAAAGAGUUGGGUAUCAGAAAUUAAAAAAGAAGAUGAUAAAAUUCACUUUCAUGAAACUGAAACAUUUCCAGCAGUGGAAGAUAAUUUGCCCCCAGUUCGCGGUUCAAACAGCCAUCUUCAUGUUGCCAAGGAAAAGAAUUCUAAAAGUAGACCAGCUAAAAAGAAAAUUCCGAGAGAUUAUGCAGAAUGGGAUAAAUUUGACGUGGAAAAAGAAUGUGCAAAACUUGAUGAAGAUAAAGAAAGAACUGUAAUAAACAACAAAUCACAUUUGUCUAAAAUUGAGACAAGACUAGAUACAGCAGGUCUAACUGAAAAGGAAAAGGAUUUUCUGGCUACUCGUGAAAAGGAAAAAGGAAAUGAAGCUUUUAAGUCAGGAGAUUAUGAAGAAGCUGUAAAGUAUUAUACUCGGAGCUUAUCCGUGCUUCCCACCGUAGCAGCUUACAACAAUCGCGCUCAAGCAGAGAUCAAACUGCAGAACUGGAACAGUGCUUUUCAGGACUGUGAAAAGGUCUUGGAGUUAGAACCUGGGAACUUAAAGGCUCUUCUGCGCCGUGCCACCACAUAUAAGCAUCAAAACAAGUUCCAGGAAGCUAUAGAAGACUUAAAUAAAGUACUGGCUGUUGAACCUGAUAAUGAGUUGGCCAAAAAAACCCUGUCCGAGGUUGAAAGAGAUCUGAAAAAUUCUGAACCUGCAUCUAAGACUCAAACCAAGGGGAAAAGGAUGGUUAUUCAGGAAGUAGAAAACUCAGAAGAUGAAGAUGAAAAGGACAGUGGAAUAAAACAUGAAGAUGGCAAUGGAGAUAAAAAGGCGGCGGAGCCGGCGGGAGCGGGGAGCGCCGCCGAGCCGCGCGCCAUGGGCAACAUCCAGAAGAAGCUGACGCGCAGGAGAGAGGGCGGCAAGCGGCCGGAGAGGGGCGCGCCGCGGCGGGGCCGGGCGCCAGGGGCCGGCGCGGACAAGCGGGACCGACCGCGGGCCCGGGCCCCGGCGGGCGGCGCCAACGGGCAGCCGGGCGGCGGGCGGGGCGCCGGGGAGCCCGCGGCCGGCGCGCCCCCGGGACCCGACGCGCCCCCGCCCGUGCCCUCUGCCCCGAUGGGCCCCGCCGCCCUGAAGAGCCAGGGCAACGAGCUCUUUCAGAAUGGGCAGUUCUCCGAGGCGGCGCUCAAGUACUCGGCGGCGAUCGCGCAGCUGGAGCCCGCAGGAAGUGGAAGUGCAGCCGAUCUAAGUAUCUUAUAUUCAAAUAGAGCAGCAUGUUACCUCAAAGACGGAAACUGCAGUGGCUGUAUUCAGGAUUGUAACAGGGCCCUGGAACUUCAUCCAUUCUCUAUCAAGCCUCUUCUUCGACGAGCUAUGGCCUAUGAAACUGUAGAGCAGUAUCAGAAAGCUUACGUGGAUUAUAAAACAGUGUUGCAAAUAGACUGUGGAAUCCAGAUAGCAAAUGACAGUAUUAACAGGAUAACCAAGAUUUUGAUUGCUCUGGAUGGCCCAAACUGGCGGGAGAAGCUGCCGCCCAUUCCUGCUGUGCCCGCCUCCGCACAAGUGCGGGCUUGGCGGCCUGCGAUAGAGACGCCCCCAGACCAAGUGGGAGAUUCCUGUUGCCAUCCCCAGCCAGGCAUGCCAGAUGAAAAAGUAUUUAAAACCCUUAAAGAAGAAGGAAAUCAAUGUGUAAAAGACAAAAACUAUAAAGAUGCCCUUAGUAAAUACAGUGAAUGCUUGAAGAUUAACAACAAGGAAUGUGCCAUUUACACAAACAGAGCCCUCUGUUACUUGAAGCUGGGCCAGUUUGAAGAGGCAAAGCAGGACUGUGACCAGGCCCUUCAGAUGGAUCACGGGAAUGUCAAAGCUUGCUAUAGACGAGCCCUUGCUCACAAAGGGCUCAAGAAUUAUCAGAAAAGUUUAAACGAUCUCAAUAAAGUUCUCCUACUAGACCCAAGUAUUGUUGAGGCAAAAAUGGAACUGGAAGAGAUAACCAGAAUCCUUAAUAUUAAGGAUAAUACAGCAUCAUUCAACAAAGAAAAGGAGAGAAGGAAAAUUGAGAUUCAAGAGGUGAGUGAAGGCCAUCAGGAAGAGCCUGAGGGGACCUCGAAGGAGGUCCCCAUGGACAGCCUUGCUUCUGAGAAGGGGGACACCAGCAACGGGCCACAGGAGCUCUAUGAGAAACUGCUGAUCUCCAAGCCUAACAAUGCCUACGAAUUUGGUCAGGUUAUAAACGCCAUCAGCACGAGGAAAGAUCAAGGAGCCUGCGCACACCUGCUAGCCAUCACUGAACCGAAAGAUUUGCCAGUGUUGUUGAGUAACAAACUUGAAGGGGACACAUUCCUCCUCCUCCUCCAAUCUCUGAAAAGUCAUCUUAUUGAUAAAGAUCCCUCCUUGGUGUAUCAGCAUCUUUUAUAUCUGAGCAAAGCAGAAAGGUUUAAGAUGAUGUUGACACUAAUUAGCAAAGGCCAAAAGGAACAGAUUAAGCAGCUCUUUGAUGACCUCUCAGAUGCACCAAACAAACAUUUUACUUUAGAAGAUGUACAGGCCCUCAAAAGGCACUAUGAUCUUUAAAUCAAGAUAAUGGUUAGAUUUCUUCCAUGUAUGUAUGUGUUCCGGUAAUGCCAGUGAGAUGGUAUUGUAAUAGAGUUGCAUGGAUAAAACCUGGCUUAGAAAAGAUCCCUUGGUCUGGACUAUAAAAUAUUUUACUUAUUUUUAUACACAGAACACGUAUAUUCUACAAUCUGCUUUUUAUUAGUUGUAAAUAUUUUCUUAUGUACCAGAGCUAACAUCUUUAUAUUUAAUAAUAAGUAUAUUUGGAACUUGUUAAGAUGCAUUUUAAUUUAUAUUAUACAUUUUCUCUUAAUGACUUGUUAAAAUUUUGAGUUAAAUUCUACUUCUUUGGGCUAUGAAGCAGUCCUCUUAAGUUUGAUAGAAAUGUCAUUUCUUUAUAGUUCAUUUUUAAAAGUGAAAAUCAUUAACAGUGAUUAUUACAUCAUCUUUAUUUCCUGCUAAGAUAUAUAUAAAUCCCAUUUUAUAUUACUUGUGGAUGACAGGCCUCUAAGAUGAAACACAACAUUUAAGUCUAUAAUAUGAAAUGAUUAUUAAAUGUGGUUAUUUAGCGCUAUAAGAGGAACCUAUUUUUUUCUAAUAUGGAAGUAUUGCCUACUAAUUAAGAACAGAAAUUGCCAAAAAUUCUAUUACUAGAUUUUUAAAGGCGGGUUUCCCUUAUGUGUUGUUUAUAUAAGCAAUAACAGAACCACCACUGUAUAAAAUCAACCAAGCCUGCAUUUCUAUUUGAAUUGUCACUCACACAUUUCCCCCAAACAUUUUAAAUUACUUCUCCCUCUUUUGUCCCCUCCUCCUUUAAGCAUGAUCAUAUUUAUUCCCUUAGUGCAAAAGGGAAAAUGAAGAUCUCUUUAUAUUGAGAGCUCACUUGUUACUUGGGUCAAAGUAAAGAUAUUUCUGACAAUAAAACUCUCAGGCCUCUCUCA
Capra hircus (goat) is the source of this 3930-nucleotide messenger RNA. It is a transcript of the gene SPAG1, whose product is annotated as sperm associated antigen 1. The transcript is spliced from 20 exons. The coding region runs from base 167 to 3010 and encodes 947 amino acids. Gene Ontology annotation, molecular function: heat shock protein binding. Lineage: Eukaryota; Metazoa; Chordata; Mammalia; Artiodactyla; Bovidae. The record is from RefSeq and is a predicted model, not a curated record. Gene Ontology annotation, cellular component: cytosol; mitochondrion.